Mauremys mutica (yellowpond turtle) is the source of this 1741-nucleotide messenger RNA. RefSeq names its product glucose-6-phosphate dehydrogenase (gene G6PD). Lineage: Eukaryota; Metazoa; Chordata; Testudines; Geoemydidae. The transcript is spliced from 13 exons. Gene Ontology annotation, cellular component: cytosol. Gene Ontology annotation, biological process: pentose-phosphate shunt, oxidative branch; glucose metabolic process. The coding region runs from base 94 to 1641 and encodes 515 amino acids. The record is from RefSeq and is a predicted model, not a curated record. Gene Ontology annotation, molecular function: NADP binding; glucose-6-phosphate dehydrogenase activity.
GAAGGGACGAUCGGCGGCAGGGACAGACCCCAUUGGAAACCUGUCCGGCGCGGCACCGCUUCCGCCUCGCUAGGAAGCAGCAAUUCAAGCACCAUGACUCUUCAGCGGGAGCUGAGCCGCUCGCAGGUGUGCGGGAUGAUGCGUGAGGAGCUGUGCCAGGGCAAGGACUUCCUGCAGUCCGACACCCACAUCUUCAUCAUCAUGGGGGCCUCGGGCGACUUGGCCAAGAAGAAGAUCUACCCGACUAUCUGGUGGCUCUUCCGGGAUGGCCUCCUGCCCGACGACACGUACGUGGUGGGCUACGCCCGCUCCCAGCUCACGGUGGCCGACAUCCGCAAGCAGAGCCAGCCCCACUUCAAGGUGGAGCCAGAUGAGCAGAAGAAGCUGGAGGAGUUCUUUGCCCGGAACAGCUAUGUGUCGGGAACCUACGACCACAGCACCUCCUUCCGGCAGCUGAACGCCCACCUGGACGCACUGCACAAUGGGGACAAGGCCAACCGGCUCUUCUACCUGGCACUGCCGCCUAGUGUCUACGAGCACGUCACCCGCAACAUCAAGGAGUGCUGCAUGGGCCACGGUGGCUGGAACCGUAUCAUCGUGGAGAAGCCAUUUGGGAAGGACCUGGAGAGCUCCAACAAACUGUCCAAUCACAUUGCGUCGCUCUUCCGGGAGGACCAGAUCUACCGCAUUGACCACUACCUGGGCAAGGAGAUGGUGCAGAACCUCAUGGUGCUGAGGUUUGGGAACAGAAUCUUCGGCCCUGUGUGGAACCGGGACAACGUGGCCUGCGUCAUCCUGACCUUCAAGGAGCCGUUUGGCACGGAGGGGCGAGGCGGCUACUUCGAUGAGUUCGGGAUCAUCCGCGAUGUGAUGCAGAACCACCUACUGCAGAUGCUUUGCCUGGUGGCCAUGGAAAAACCGGCUUCCACCGACUCAGACGACGUGCGGGAUGAGAAGGUGAAGGUGCUGAAGUGCAUCUCGGAGUUGCAGCUGGGCAAUGUGGUGCUGGGCCAGUAUGUGGGGAACCCUGAUGGGGUGGGCGAGGCCCGGAAGAGCUACCUGGAUGACCCCACUGUCCCCACUGGCUCCAACACGGCCACCUUCACUACCGCUGUGCUGUACGUGGACAACGAGAGAUGGGACGGCGUCCCGUUUGUGCUGCGCUGUGGUAAGGCCCUGAACGAGCGCAAGGCCGAGGUGCGGCUGCAGUUCCGGGACGUGCCGGGCGACAUCUUCCAGCGGCAGUGCAAGCGCAAUGAGCUGGUGAUCCGGGUGCAGCCCAACGAGGCCGUCUACACCAAGAUGAUGACCAAGAAACCUGGCAUGUUCUUUGACCCCGAGGAGUCGGAGCUGGACCUGACCUACGGCAACCGCUACAAGGAUGUGAAGCUGCCGGAUGCCUAUGAGCGACUCAUCCUGGAUGUCUUCUGUGGCAACCAGAUGCACUUUGUGCGCAGUGACGAGCUGCGUGAAGCCUGGCGCAUUUUCACUCCACUGCUGCACAAGAUCGAGUCUGAGAGGAUCAAACCAAUCCCGUACUGCUACGGCAGCCGGGGCCCACCCGAAGCAGACGAGCUGAUGAAGAGAGUCGGGUUCCAGUACGAGGGCACUUACCGCUGGGUGAAUCCGCACAAGCUCUGAGCUGGGGGCCAGCUGCUGCCUCCCCAAAGCAACCCUGCUUCUCACCCUGGGGGGGUCUGUCUGGUCUGCUCGCUGCUCCCCCCCUCCAGGGGCACCUGGG